This is a messenger RNA of Aspergillus clavatus NRRL 1, 1602 nucleotides long. Its product is annotated as wax synthase family protein. Bases 1 to 1602 code for a protein of 533 amino acids. The transcript has a single exon. The record is from RefSeq and is a predicted model, not a curated record. NCBI's taxonomy places the organism in Eukaryota, Fungi, Ascomycota, Eurotiomycetes, Eurotiales, Aspergillaceae. Gene Ontology annotation, biological process: lipid metabolic process.
AUGGCUGAUCAUCCUAGCUCUUACCGCCAAGUCCUCCUCAACAACCGGCGUCAAUUCGAACACCUCAUAGAGCAAGGAGACUACAAGCCCUUCUAUCUCUGGCAUCUACUUGUCUUCACCGCUCUGCCCCUAACAGGUCUUUUGAUCUCGCGACGGAGCGGAUCGCGGUAUGUCCGCCCUGUCAUCUCUGCCCUCAUCCUCGGGACCGCGGUCGAUGUCAUCCGGCAUCGACGCGCGCUGCUCGGGGGUAACGGGUACAUGGGCGGCUUGGUAACAGCCUGGUGGGCCAUCUGGAGCGCAACGAUCCUGGUCUUCAAUGACGCGGAGAGAGAUUUCAAGCGCAUCGAGAGGUCUUCGUCGGAUCCUUCUCAUCCGAUCAAAGCGCAGGGCGCAGAGAACGGAAAUCCCACGCGGUGUGGCGACGAAGGGUCGAACGGCUGCGUGGCCAAAGCGAAGCAAGAUGCGUCGCGGCUGGGCUCGGAAACCCUGAUCUGGCAGCCCUAUCCUCACGCCCUCCGGCACCGACUCAAUUGGGCGCUUGGUCUACUCUUCAACAUGCGCGGCCCGGAAUGGAGCUGGCGCAUAUCGACUUUGGAUCCGUUACCAGCCUCCCUGCAAGCGCAGCAGACCACGAAGAAUGGACGGUCUGCUCGUCAAGCCAAAGAGAAACGCGACGGAACUGUUUCGUGGCCCGGUCCUCGCGCGCGUCUACACAUGGCCUUCGUCACCUUCGUCAAGCACUACCUGUUCCUGGACCUGCUCAAGGUCCUGAUGAUGUACGAUCCGUACUUCUGGGGCAUAGACCCGCCCGCCUCUAUCCUACCGUCCCCCGUCACCCACCUCCCCGCCGCCGCCCUCAUCACGCGCUUCUACCGCCUCCUCCUAAGCGCCUUCGGCGUCUUCGCCGCCCUAAGCUUCGUCAACGCGCUCAACCCCCUGGUCUUCCUGGGCCUCUCGCUCGCCUUCCCCAACGCCUCACGCGCCCUCACCCGCGCCCCCCUCGACGCCCCCUGGCUCUACUCCCCCGCCUUCGGCCCCUUUCGGGCCCCGAUCCUCGACUCCGGCCUCGCCGGCUGCUGGAGCCAGUGGUGGCACCAACUCUUCCGCUUUGGCUUCACCUCCACCGCGCACUGGCUGCUCGCGCUGCUCCCUCGCCCCCUCGCCGCGCAGACCACCACCCGCCGCGUCGCCAUGACCCUCGUCGCCUUCUCGCUGAGCGGCCUCAUCCAUGCCUGCGGGAGCUACACCCAGUUCGCGCACACGACGCCGCUCACCGGCCCGUUCCUCUUCUUCCUCCUCCAGGCGGUCGGCGUCUUGCUGCAGACCGGGUGGGUGCGCCUCGUCGCCCGCGGGCGCUGCUCGCGCCGCACGGGCCGCGCCGCGAAUGCCGCGUUUGUGUUUGCGUGGUUGCUCUUCUCGGGCGGGUUGAUUGCGGAUGAUUUUGCCAGGGGCGGCUUGUGGUUGACGGAGCCGUUGCCGGUUAGUCCGCUGCGGGGAUUGGGGUUCGGCGCCGAGGGCGACGGGUGGUGGUGUUGGCGGGAUCGGUGGUUUACAAGGUGGGAGGGAGGGGGCUAUUGGGAAAGGGGGGUGAGAGUGUUCUGA